Molecule: messenger RNA, 4347 nt
Organism: Nasonia vitripennis (jewel wasp)
Lineage: Eukaryota; Metazoa; Arthropoda; Insecta; Hymenoptera; Pteromalidae
Product: transcription factor glial cells missing 2-like
Exons: 4
Coding region: 1238-3079 (613 amino acids)
Biological process (GO): gliogenesis; regulation of transcription by RNA polymerase II
Cellular component (GO): nucleus
Molecular function (GO): DNA-binding transcription activator activity, RNA polymerase II-specific; RNA polymerase II cis-regulatory region sequence-specific DNA binding
Source: RefSeq, a predicted model, not a curated record
GCGAAAGCAGGCGCAAUUCGCUGAACUCGCAGUAAUUUCAAGGAUCCGCUGACGACAUGUUUGUCACAGAAACGGUCUGUUAUCUGUCAUUUUCCUGUUCCAGAAAAAUGAAUACGAAUUGUCGCCGAUCUCGUGCGCCUACAGUAUUAGCUUACAGCGUUAAUUAUCUGUACUAUAUAUUGACUUGAGCGACAUAUUGAAGAAUAGUACAAGUAUAUGGCAGCGCCUAAACAAAACUCAAGGCGGCGAAAGCUUCAAUUUCGUCAUGUACGAGUGAACGCUGAACAAAUGUAACGGGCCUCCGUGUUUGACCUAAAAUUAAAACAUUGUCCUUUCCAGCUUGCUGCUUGCGAUCGUUUAAAAUUCUGGCUAUGUAACGUUCGUGCCAAGUUUGCGUCCCCUAUGUAUUUUAAUUAAAACACCGAGUACCUAUUAGAGGUGUUGUCUUUGACGAACGCGAUUUCCUCGAACGGCAUGAAUUUGUUGUCUGUGUCGGGUAUGUAUUUUAGCAUUUGAGCUCGUUGAUAAGUAGCAAGAUGCAGUCUUUCACUCUAUACUUUACUAUACGUACAAUAACAUAGAUUUCCGGAAAUAAGUUGCAUUCGGCGAAACGAAAUAUAUAUAUGCUUAACAGAACGAACCACCCAUUCCCUCUCCCAGCCACCCGCACCCUAUGAAGUCUCCCUUCGCACUGGUCUGUUCCUCUCCGCUCAAACAUCAGUCGAGCAGCAGCAGCAGCAAUUAAGGCGUCGAGCAGUAGUAACAUACCACAGCUUUGCUCAGGCCUGAGCAUCGGCCCGGGGGUAGGUAACCACCGUAAGCUAGUGUACUCGGCUGCCAUUGGCCGGGCUAGGCCCCUCCCCAAAGGCGGAGUUGCUUCCCCCUAUCGGUCUACUCGGAGAGAGCAUCGAGACUCCACCGAGCUGUAAGCACGAGCUCCUGGUCUGCAGUUCGACGCGCGACUCCGUGUCGCACGCAUCUGACAGAGCCGCGCAGCAAGCAGCUGUUCUGUUCUUCAGCCAGUACACGGUGUCCAAGCUUCCUGUGUGUGUUCAUCGCGGAACUGCAUAGGAACUUGCAGUGGGUGUUGAUAAUACCGUUUGUGAGAGUUGGAGUUUUGCCACAUGCAGUGAGGUGCGCUGGACUACGAGUGCUGGUAGCAACGAGAUACUGCGGUGAUAGGCAUCCCCGGAGACUGUUGAGGAUCGAGGACCUGCAGCAAAGAGAUUAUUCGACUAUGGUUGUGCUGAGUCGAGUUGGGUCGCCGACGAUGUCAGCGACCGUGGCCGGAAACCAGCAGCAGCAGUACCCGCACCAGGAGUGGGACAUCAACGACUCGAACGUACCGAAGGUCGUGGAGUACGAGGCCUGGAGCGAGUGGGCGGACGGCCACGUGAGGAAGGUCUACCCCGCGGACUGCGAGGAGGCGCGCAGACACGCGUCCGGCUGGGCGAUGCGCAACACCAACAACCACAACGUCAGCAUACUCAAGAAGUCCUGCCUCGGCGUGCUCGAGUGCUCGCUCAAGUGCGUCUUGCCCGGCGGCGGCCGCGUCCACCUCCGGCCCGCCAUCUGCGACAAAGCGCGGAAGAAGCAGCAGGGCAAGCCCUGCCCGAACCGGCUCUGCACCGGCCGGCUGCAGAUCCACGCCUGCAGGGGCCACUGCGGCUACCCGGUCACGCACUUCUGGCGACACACCGAGCACGCGAUCUUCUUCCAGGCCAAGGGCAGCCACGACCACCCGCGACCCGAGGCCAAGUCCACGUCCGAGGCGCGCAGGAGCGUCGGCGCCGGCAGGCGCGUCCGGGGGCUCGCCGUCAUCCUAGCGCGCGAGGCCGCGCUCGGCUCAAAGCUCAUGACGCUCCGAGGUACCAAACGACCGGCCUCGGACCAGCUGGAGCUGCCGGCUCGGCCGGCCCCGGUGCCGCCGCUGAUCGGCGACAGGACCGGCUACUCCUGCUCCUGCUCUCCGUUCGAGUGCGUCUGCGGCAGCCUGCAGCGGAGCUACCGCGCGGCCCAGCCGUCCUACCAGGCGGCCCAGCACCAUCAGCAGCAGCACCAGCAGCACGAGCCGCUGUCGAACCCGGUGUACGACCCGCAGCACGCGCAGCAGAUGACCGGCAACGAGGCGCCGGCCUACUGGCCCCAGGAGCCCUCGAUCGAGCAGAGCAACCUCGGCUACCCCGGCCUGCCGCAGGAGGCGUCGGCCUAUCCCAGCGCGGAGUUCCCCGCCGGGUUCGGCGGCGACCUCUUCCAGCCGGAGGAGAUCUUCCAGCUGGACCAGCCGAUCAGGCCGGACUUCGGGCUCAACGGGAACCACGAGGUCGCGAGGUCGCCACCCAGUCUGCUGGACCUGGGCAGCGGCACCAUCAAGUACGAGAUGCCCGACAUACACGAGCAGACCUACUGGACCCAGCUGCUCAGCGAGGACUCGAGCAGCAGUCACGUCAGCGUCUCGCAGGCGCACGAGAGCGAGAAAGACGCCGGCCAAACGCAGACCUGCCCGCCCUACAGCUCGUACCAGGCUCAGCAGGGCAGCAACAGCUGGUCGACGAACCACGAGGACUACCCAGCCCCCCUGCCGGCCGCGGGCCACGUCGCAAGCUACGACGAGCCAAAGGAAAUGCGCAGCUCCCAGCUGCUCUCUAGUCACUCCCCGGUAGCCGAGGCUCCGAGCUUCCUCAACUACGAAGGCUACCACCAGAUGAUGCAGAGCCUCCCCCAGCCGCCGCGGACCGAGCCCUCGCCCAACCAGUCGCCCCAGCAGCAGCAGCAACAGCGGAUGCUCGACGAGAGACUCGGCUACCACAUGCACCAGCAGCAGACCAGCCCCGCGCCAUCCUUCUUCUACCAGGGCAACGACAGGUCCUCCUGCCACUACACCUGCGAGGUCCUGGACACGCGGCUGCAAGCCCAAGUCAACGCCGCUCCUCCCAUGAGCUACGCCGAGGUACCGGACAUGGAGGUACCACCGUUCGUCGACUACACCCUCGUGGGCAUGCUCUGCAGCUCCGCCGAAGAGGAACUGGCCCCCUGCCAACAACAGGCCAUGGUGCACAGCUACGUUCCCCACCACUAGACUUGAACUCAUAUCACGUAUUAUUUUAUAGUCACGACUGAAGGUUCUAGUUUCUCCCCCAGUGACUUGCUACCGUUGCUAGCUCGUUGUGUAGUUAUUCCUGUUGUACACAUAUACACACACACACACACAUAUAUAUAUAUAUAUAUAUAUAUAUACGUUGGUGGACUCGCACGUACUUAUGUAUCAUACCUUCGUCGCGAAAGGCUUGUAUACGAAGCAGCAAUCAAAAUACGACGUGUAGAACUGCUAGAUCGUUUCGCACACUGUACUAUAACGGAUAUUGAAUAUAAGGGAGGAUGGGGCGAAUUCGUAAAGUUAGGUGACGAAUUAACCGGAUGACAAAAAUGCUUAUGGAAGCUUUCGCAAGAAAAAUGCUGACCUGUUAUAUUUAAAUCCUGCGACAAAUUCCUAUUGCGAUUGGGCAAUUUUGUAUAUAGAUAAUAUAAAAAAACUUUUAAUUUCAGCGCUGAUAAACUAAGGUUUGGUUGCUAAGAUAAAAAGUUGUCCAAGUUUAAAGAAAAUCUCAGAGUCCUGGAAUUUUCGUAUUUUUUCGUAUUUUAAUAAAAGUAUUUGAAAUCUCAUGUAAUUGCACAAAUUACGAAUUUGCCUCCGCAAAACUUUACGAAUUUUAUAGUCCGAUAUUAGUUAAAAUUUAGAGAUUCAUCUUGAGCAAUCCUUUAUCAUUGUUGGUAGAACCGCAUUACAUAUACACAUCACUUACAGACAAACUUCCGAGUCACCCCGCAAAGUUACGAGACUUAUAAAUUCAAAUCGUUCAAUGUUUGAUUAAAGUUGCGGUCAUAAGAUUAUCAUCGCCUAUGUAAAAUGCGAAAUUGUCUCAUCCUCCCCUACAUUGUUAGCGUAGUCGCGUCACUCAAGAAUGUUUUAUAUGUGUAAAAGAAUGGCUAUUAUCUUUCCCUUGUUGUCUGCGGGCAAUAUAGGGAAAUUCCAAUUGUUUCUUCUACAUGCGUACUUGAAUCGUGCAUUUACUAUAUAAACUAAGGACUAUAAUUUCUUCCUGAAAUUGCAAUGUUGUCUAAGCGUUUAUAAAAUUUUUAUAUUAUAGGUGGACGUGUGAAAUUUGAAAAGAAAUAAAAACGGCGAGUAUAAAAAUUAUUACUGUUUUGCGAUGAAAAGACAGUAUCGAGUUUUUGAGUGUACAUACAUAGUAUUAUUAUCAGUUAAUUGUAACGAAAUUGUACAUAUAUACGAUCCACACACUGUUGAUUCGAAAAGAGGAAUGUCUGGUUCAAAUAAAAAUAAAA